Molecule: messenger RNA, 3531 nt
Organism: Tachysurus vachellii
Lineage: Eukaryota; Metazoa; Chordata; Actinopteri; Siluriformes; Bagridae
Product: GDP-L-fucose synthase-like
Exons: 10
Coding region: 143-1111 (322 amino acids)
Biological process (GO): nucleotide-sugar biosynthetic process
Molecular function (GO): GDP-L-fucose synthase activity
Source: RefSeq, a predicted model, not a curated record
CACGUGGUUGACGCGCAUAUUGAUGUGCUACAUCACACCUGUAGGCUGAACCCAGACCAACCCACAGGUGUGAUGUGGCAACAUCAGUUGUUUGCGUGAUCAUCGAGGACACACCUAAAGGUAGGACUAGUAGAACUAAAAGAUGGAGAGAGAUUCUGGAAAGAUGCGUGUUAUGGUGACCGGUGGCACUGGGCUGGUGGGCAAAGCCAUAGAGAAGGUGUUGAAUGAGGAAGGAGGAGCAAGAGAUGGAGAAGAAUGGAUCUUCCUUUCAUCCAAAGAUGCCAACUUAAUGGAUGUAGAAGAGACAAAAGCUGUGUUCCAGAAACAUCGUCCAACACAUGUCAUUCAUCUGGCAGCCAUGGUGGGCGGUCUCUUUAAAAACAUGAGACAGAACCUUAGCUUUUGGAGAAACAACCUCUACAUCAAUGACAACGUGCUACAGACAGCUCACGAGUUUGCCGUGAAAAAAGUCGUGUCCUGCCUUUCUACCUGCAUCUUCCCAGACAAUACCACGUACCCCAUUGAUGAGACUAUGAUUCACAAUGGCCCACCUCACGAAUCCAACUUCGGUUAUUCUUAUGCUAAACGAAUGAUUGAUGUCCACAACAGGGCAUAUUUUAAACAGUACGGUCAAAAGUACACCGCCGUCAUCCCCACAAACGUCUUUGGUCCCCAUGACAACUUCAACAUAGAGGAUGGCCAUGUUCUCCCAGGACUCAUACACAAGACCUACAUAGCACAAAAGGAGGGGACGGCUCUGCAGGUCUGGGGUUCUGGCCGUGCACGACGACAGUUUAUUUAUUCGCAUGAUUUGGCUCGACUCUUUCUUUGGGUACUCCGGGAAUACGAUGAAGUGGAACCAAUCAUAUUGUCAGUGGGAGAGGAAGACGAAGUGUCAAUCAAAGAAGCUGCAGAUGCCGUAGUCGAAGCUUUGGAGUUCAAAGGGAAAGUUGUCUAUGAUACAAGUAAAGCUGACGGGCAGUUCAAGAAAACAGCCAGCAACGCUAAACUCCGCAAAUACCAUCCUGACUUCACCUUCACUCCUUUCAACAAAGCCAUCAAGGAGACCUGCGAAUGGUUUGUGGCCAAUUAUGACAUGGCACGCAAAUAAGGACUGAAAGACUGAAGAAUGCCACUUGAUAUUUUUUUUUGUUUUUUAGGACUUUAGGUGACAUUACAACAUUACACCAGUUGCACUAUUACACAGAGUACAUUGGCUUAUUAUUAUUAUUAUUAUUAUUUGAGAAAAACUUGAAUGAUAGCUUGAUACGAUAAGUACAAAUGAAACACACCUGAACAUGAAGUUAGUGGAAAAAUACUCAACAACAGGGCGAUGUGAUACAGUCUCGACUCGAAGUAUACCACCCCAAAGUCGAUUCCCACCCCAAAGUGUUUUAAUUCCACUUAUACACCACAGGAAGGCCAACAUAAACAAGUUAUUUUCGUUUAAGAACAACGUGUCAUGUUAUUCUUGUAAGUUUUUGUUGUGAAAGGUCUGAGAAACAAGUUUUGUUUUGUUAUAACACCUAGAAAUAUUUCCUCAUCAGUCAAUAUUAUAAAGGACUGACAUCUGAGAUUUCUAACAAUGGUGUUUAAUAAAUAUCUCCACAGAGAAAUGUCCAAAAUAUAAACCACUAGUUCAGCUGUUACUUUAGAAUAUUUAUAUAUUCCUAUAGUGUAUAUUUCUAUAAACCUGAUCAAUAAGAUUUUAGAAUAUAAAAUGUCAGUAAGUUUACUAAACCCUAAGUGCAGGGCAUUUCUAUAUUCCUUCAAUUUUGAAUACCUAGCUUCUAAUCGGAUUGGGUUUUCCCGAUGUUAACCCUUACAGCUGUUACAGUUAGAGAAUAACACAUCGCGAAUGCCUUCAAAUCAUCGUAGCUGUAGUGAAGAAAACAUGUAUCGUAACAGUCCCUUAAUGCUACUUCACUGUGAUUUCAUACACACUUGUCCUCUUCGUCUUCAAGCCUUCGCCUUAGCACUACUCCUUUCGGGCUGAGAAAGAGCUGUGGCUUGCCUCAUUUCUGUUUUUCCCCCCCCACUUAUAUAAAUAAAUAAAUAAUAUAUUACAAUUCAAAUCCAUUGCAAAGGUGCAAUACAGUAAGUAUUCACACCCCUUUAUUUUUCAGUUUUUCUACAACCCUACCUCUUAACGACAAAGCAAACACCGAAUACGAGACGUUCUAGCACAUUUCAUCAUUCCCUGGCAUUUUGUUUUUAACAGACAUCAUUUAGAUUGGCAAGCAUCUGUCUAGCAUGUUCUAAAUGGUCAUGAUGGUUAUCAGAGCAAACGAGGACGAUGGAUUGCUUACACAGCUCAGAGGCAGAUCUGGGGGAGGCUACAAAAAACUUUCUGCUGCAUUCGAGGUUCAUAAGAGCUUAAUAGCCUCUAUAAUUCUUAAAUAAAAUAAGUUUCCAUCCAUAGAGCUGGUCACCUGGUCGAUCCAAGAAAUCAGGCUGAAGUGUUUUAAUAAGGAGCUACUCUGUGUGAUUAGAUGAAACGUCACAGACAUGUGAAAGCUUGCUUGGAAUUUGAAAAAAAUAAAGAAAUAAAUAAAUAUGUAAAUAAAUAAAGCUACUAAAGGACAAGAAAAAUUUAAUUUCUCAGGUCUGAUGAAUUGAAGUGUGAACUCUUUGGCCUAACUCCCAUGCGUCAUCACUUGAUGUGACGAUGAAGCACGGUGGUGGUAGCAGCAUUCUCAUUAUUUGGCAGACACUUUUGUCCAGAUCGACUUGCAUUUUAGUUCUCAUUUGUACAUCUGACCAAUUGAUGGUUAAGGGCCUUGCUCACUGGUAACCUGUUGUGGGGGUGUUUUUCAGCAGCAGGGCCUGGGGCACUGGUCAGAGUAAUAGGAAAGCUGGACACAGUAAAAUGUAGUGAUAUCUUUAUCCAAAAACUGUUCCUGAACUUUCAGGUCCUCAGAAAUUUUGGGCCAAAGGCUCUAAACCGUGCUGAAAGGACAAUGCAUGCAUGGCUUAGUGCCUAGACAUCAAACAUGUCUGGAAAAAAACCUGAAAAUCUACAAAGCUUGUCGUACUAAAAUUAGAUAUGAAGCUGUAAUCGCUGUUAAAGGUGAUUCAACUUGAAGUUCUGACAAAAACCGGAAGGAUUUUACACUAUCUUCUCUACACUAAAAUAAAGUUGUUGUAGGGUAUUAUUUGUUUGUUUUAUAUAUAUAUAUAUAUAUAUAUAUAUAUAUAUAUAUAUAUAUAUAUAUAUAUAUAUAUAUAUAUAUAUAUACUGUAUAUUAAAAUGUGAACAUGAUUCCAAGAGUGUCAUCAUGAAAUAAAUCAUUUAAUAGCUACUUUCUUUAUGACCAAAUGUUGGAUGUGAUAGAACUUUUCUUUGCCAGGAUGUUAACAAUGUUUUUACUCUGAUCUGAACAGCGUUGUAUAUAAUUUAUAUGAUGAUAAGGGUUGAUGAGGAUGUAAUGACAUCUUUGCACAUCGGUGACUAAACGAAUGACGUUUAAAUUAAGAUUUUCUGUAAAAUUAUCUUACAGAUUCAGAUUAAAUAUAUAUAUAUCUACGAAA